GGGACAUUCAUAUCAUCUUAUACACUCAAAUCCUCUCAUGUUCUCGAAGUACUUGGGACAUUUACACAAUCACAAUCAUUCAAACUCUUUCAUUCACUCAAACUGUUUCAAACAUUCAAAGUCUCUCAUGGACUCAAAGUACUUGGGAUAUUCACACAAUCACAAUCAUUCAAAUUCUUUCAGAUAUUCAAAACACUUGAGAUAUUCAAACCCUUUCAGAUAUUCAAAACACUUGAGAUAUUCAAACCCUUUCAGAUAUUCAGAACACUUGAGAUAUUCAAACCCUUUCAGACAUUCACAUCAUCAGAUGUUCUCAAAGUACUUGAGACAAUAGAUCUAUCACUGUCGCUCUUUCCUUCAUCACACCUUCCUGUUGCUGUUAUUCUACAUGUGUGCUAGACCCACCAUGGGGCCAUUUUGUCCUGUUUGCUCACAUCUGAACUGAUCUAGUCCCUUUAUGGACGAGUUUGUCCUGUUUGUCCUAUUUGUCCUGUUUGCUCAAACUUGAAUCGGGCUCGCACGGACCAUGCCAUUUUUCUAUAUAAACCCCCUUCCACUCCCCUCAACUUCUCUCUCUUCCUUUUUCAUUAUGGACGCUGACCUAUCUCGACUAGGGCACCGGCCUUUGGCAUUUCGAUCCUCCUUGCCUACGUUGUUCUCGCCGCUUCUUACCUUCUCCGACGCGCCAGUUUGAGUCAGUGGAUGUCUGGAUUUAUCGGUCUGUUGUCACUGGCGGGCUUUUUUACGCUUGUUAGUUACCGACUGCUUCCGGCCUUGAUCAUAUCCUUCUUCCUGUUCGCCGUCUGCGUUGUCUGGCAGAUUGUCUGGUUUGAUUCUAGACAUUUUUCAAGAGUUGUAACCUUCGCCAUAAGCCAAAUUCGACCCUGGACGCUGCUUCUGAUUAGUCUGGUUUCGAGCAUCGCUACAGCUUUAUCGUACGCUGGUUUUCUCGCCGUUCUUUAUAGUUUGAAACGGAUUUGGGAUACGGCUGUUCCUGGAUGUACUAAGGAUCGAAAUUUGUACACGUCACGCUUCAUCGCUGCGAUUAUUCUACUCUCUGCCACGACAUAUUGGUUUACGCAUGUCAUAUCUUCCUUCGCGCAUAUUCUGGGCGCCAUUGUCGCUAAGAAUCACGUAAUUCUCAAUGUACAAAAAGAAUCCGGACAAUCAUCGAUUCAAAGAAAGCAAAUCCGGGCGAUGCUUAGGUCAACUUACAAUAGCGUAUGCUACGGUGCGGGUCUCGUUUCUUAUACUGUUUUCCUGAAAGAUCUUGUCAUCGGUCUGGGGCAAAAUAUAUCUCUCGGCCCGACAUCCCCCUUCCUAUCAAUAACUGGUGCCCUUUUGUUGACGGUUUUGACGUUUAUCGGACCUUUUCACGGCGCUCUUGACAGAACGAAUUCUCCUUGGACCUUUUCAAUGAUGGCUCUUGAUUCGACUAAAUACUGGCACGCUAGCAAAGCCGGUGCUGCCUUAAUGUCCGCAGCUGGUUUGAACAUUCUCAAAGAAACGGGAUUGUUCCAAAUGAUCGAAUACUUCCCCGUCUUGAUUGGUGUCGUCAGCGCUGUUUCCACGUUCCUAUUGGUCACCCUUAUCCCCGGCCCCAUUGUGGAAUACAACGAUAUUCUAGUAGCCGAAGUUCUGGUUGCUUUCGCGUACUUUGGAGGUUCACAAAUUUCUCGAGCUGCAUUCGCUCCAUUCAAUGGAGCUAUGUGUACCAUUUUCGUUAUGAUGGCAAGAGAACCGGCUAUUUUUCAGGAGCACUAUGGAGUGGUUUGGACUCGCUUAGAAGAAUUCAACCCCAGUGUUGCCGAGGCGUUGUUGAAGUGAAGGAAUGGAGAUUUGAUUGUCGAGGUUGGAGGGGGACAAUGAUAUGCUGGAUGGGGGUGGUUAGUUGUGGCUGGUUGGUCUGAUGGUGGAGAUUUGAUGGUGGAUGUUCCAGAGGGGCUUUGAUAUGCUGGGUGGGGGUGGAUACUUAUGAUUGUUGAUUGGUCUGCUGGUGGAGAUUUGAUUAUCAAGGCUGGAAGGGGACUUUUAUAUGCUGGGUGGAAAUGAAUAAUUACAAUUGCUUGGUCAGAGAGACAUCGGUGGUUAGUUACUUGAGAUUGAGAUGAACAUUAGCUUGACGAGGAAGAUGGACUGAGAUUAAUACUGGGGUUUGAUGAUGAGCUAUUACCAUGAAUGAGAAUACACCUUCUUGCUCUCGAUA
Molecule: messenger RNA, 2206 nt
Organism: Botrytis cinerea B05.10
Lineage: Eukaryota; Fungi; Ascomycota; Leotiomycetes; Helotiales; Sclerotiniaceae
Gene: Bcpie2
Product: Bcpie2
Exons: 1
Coding region: 703-1827 (374 amino acids)
Biological process (GO): transmembrane transport
Molecular function (GO): transmembrane transporter activity
Source: RefSeq, a predicted model, not a curated record